AUGUAUUAUGAUGACAACAAAGAAAUCAUGGAAAUGAAAGCCCUACUGGAAAAUGAUUUGAAUAUUAGAUUCGACAUGGACCAUGACAAAAUCUUCACCUUGGCUACAUUGUUGGAUCCAAGAUACAAGCAACAGUUUUUCGAGGCAGAGGAUCUCAUCACCAUUAGGUCCCAAUUUUUCGUAGAAUCUCUGAAGAAUAGCAUGAGUGAUGACGACAGCGACAGUAGCAAAAGAUGA
Molecule: messenger RNA, 237 nt
Organism: Danaus chrysippus (African queen)
Lineage: Eukaryota; Metazoa; Arthropoda; Insecta; Lepidoptera; Nymphalidae
Source: the annotation of a GenBank genome assembly